CGCGAUAUCGGAUACACAUUCACUGUGAACACUCAACAAUGCACUUGGUAGUUAUUCACGGUUAUAUUUUGAGUGGAACGGGCUCAAACAUUUAUACAACAAACGUAGCGAAAACAUGGAAAAAGCAAGGGCACGCCGUGACAGUAGUUUGCCAAGAUCCAUUUGCUGACAAACUAGAAUUUGUGGAUGAGUUUUAUACUGGCACUGAUGCAAUCCCAUCUUUUCCGCCUAAAGAAGGGACUAUAAGGGUAGUAGUUCCCGAUAUCCAUGGGCUUCUUCUUGUCUACAGCUACGAUAAGUACCCUGGCUAUGAGGUGAAAACGAUGAAUCAGUGUACAAUUGAAGAAAUCGAUGCGCACAUCAAAGCAACCAGCGAAGGAUUACGCAGGGUAGUCAACCAAGGAGUUGAUAUGAUACUUACCAACCAUAUUAUACUCUCGCCAGUUAUCGCAAGUAGAGCAACAAAGGACACCAAGGUCCCUUAUGUUUGCAAGCUGCAUGGUAGUGCAAUGAUAUUUUCCGUAAAGACGAGAACUAAUGAACUAAAACCGUAUGUUUUGGAAGGUUUACGCGACUGCAAAAGGGUCAUUGCUGGUACCAACCACGUAGAGGAAAUGGCUUUGGAAAUACUGCAGGAGGAGAGAGAAGAAAUGAAAUUGAAAGAGAAAAUGGUGAUUAUCCCACCGGGAUUAGACCCCGACGUGUUUCAAAGCGGAGGGGAAUUGCAUGAGAAACAGGAGGCCUUCCUUGCGAGUGUUAAGGCAUUUAUAGAUAGAAACCCAAAUGGACGAAAAGACUCGGCCAUUCUUCAUUUACCUAUUAACUCCCAAGAUAUGCAUGCAAGUCUUGUGGAGGCUGCACACUCGUACGAUCAACGAGCGAUCGACGCAGAUUUGAUAGAGCGAUGGGUYCCCUUUGAAGAAGGACAACCGAUCAUUUGUUACUUUGGCAACUUUUUGGAUACAAAGGGGGUUGGAGAGCUGUUAACCGCUUUCCCAUCCAUUUUGGAUCGGGUACCGGAAGCAAGGCUGUUGUUAAUCGGCUUUGGACGAUAUCGUGAGCAUUUAGAGGGAAUGCUGCGCUCACUGAGAGAGGGAAAUGUUGAAGCUUUCAAGGCCUAUGCGAAUGCUGGCAAAUUUGUAGACCUCCCCGAUGAUCUCGACCGCUACUUUCGACAACUCCGUCCCGUAGAACAAAAUCGCGUAACCAUCACGGGUUACCAACAGCAUGCGCAGCUUAAAGAAAUCCUACCGUUAGCCAGCUUGUCCAUUGUUGGUGCCAAGGCAACUGAGGCCUUUGGUAUGGUUACAGUGGAAGCAAUGUCUGCUGGUGUGCUUCCUCUUUGCCACAACCAUUCCGGCCUAGCGGAAGUCCUCGAUGUUGUACGCGAAGAAGAUCCUGAUAUGGAGAAGCGAAUGAGACUGGAUGCUCGCCCUGGUGGGUCACGUGGUACAGCAGACGGAGCGUUUCUCAUUCAACAUCUUCCCGAAAAAGUCCAUGCUGCAUUGAAGUUUCUUUAUCCGAAAGGUUUUCACGAUUACGAAAAAAGAAGAGAGGUGUCAGCUCGGUUGAGAGAAGUAGCUAUAUCUCAAUUUUCUUGGGGGGAUUUGUGUAAGAAAAUUUCUGAUUUACGGGAAUUGCCCGACAUAGUUUGAUUGGCAGUUUCUGUAACCAGAGAAUUGCGGUUAUCAUAAGGCUG
This is a messenger RNA of Exaiptasia diaphana, 1699 nucleotides long. RefSeq lists its product as uncharacterized. The record is from RefSeq and is a predicted model, not a curated record. Gene Ontology annotation, molecular function: glycosyltransferase activity. The transcript has 2 exons. Bases 39 to 1655 code for a protein of 538 amino acids. NCBI's taxonomy places the organism in Eukaryota, Metazoa, Cnidaria, Anthozoa, Actiniaria, Aiptasiidae.